Messenger RNA from Desarmillaria tabescens, 2503 nucleotides. Its product is annotated as SPOC domain-like protein. Gene Ontology annotation, biological process: telomere maintenance; DNA recombination; double-strand break repair via nonhomologous end joining. The coding region runs from base 26 to 2476 and encodes 816 amino acids. Gene Ontology annotation, cellular component: Ku70:Ku80 complex; nucleus. Gene Ontology annotation, molecular function: double-stranded DNA binding; telomeric repeat DNA binding; damaged DNA binding. The transcript has 15 exons. Lineage: Eukaryota; Fungi; Basidiomycota; Agaricomycetes; Agaricales; Physalacriaceae. The record is from RefSeq and is a predicted model, not a curated record.
CUCAAUUCUUGUUAGUACCACCAUCAUGCCCGCUGAAAGAGCAGGAUACACCGUAACCAUGUUCCUAGUGGACAUCUCUAAUUCCAUGGGAAAGACAAGGACCAUCGAACUCCCCGAGGGGCCUAAUGGCGAAGAACGAACGGCCGAAAUUACAAAUCUACAAUGGGGACUCCAAUACGUGAAGCUUAAGAUUCAAGAAAUGAUAUACAACGGACGGAAGACAGAUCAGUGUGGCGUUAUUGUAUUUGGAUCAGAAGAUACGGACAAUAUCGUCAAUCAGAAAAACGGCGGAUAUGAGAAUGUGUCUGAAUAUAUUCAUAUUGCACAGCCUAAUGCCGCGACCCUUGCAAAGCUGGACCGUUUGGAGCCUUCUGACACUACCGGAGAUCCCAUCGACUGCCUCAUUGUCGGCAUAGAAACUCAAGCAGACCAUCUCAGUUCCAAGAAGACAUGGACUCGCAAAAUAGUUCUCGUGACAGACGGAGAGAACCCAAUAGAAAUUGAAGACUGGCAGGCCACUGUGAAGAAACUUAAUGACCUGGAUAUCGCUUUGACCAUAGUCGGUAUCGAUUUUGAUGACGAAGAAUUCCCCUAUCGGGUGAACGAGAGUUUUUACAAGCAAUUCGUCGAUGGCGUCGAAAAUGGCGUAUUGGGUACUUGUGCCUAUGCCUUGCAGGAUAUAUCGCGCCCAGAUAUCAAGCAAACGAAAUCUGUGUUAAUGGGCACUGUUCUCCGAGUGGGUGAUGUAGAUACGCGCCCGAAAGAGGCCCUUGAAUUAUUGGUCAAAACGAGCAAGUGCACAGCCGUCAACCGACCAAAAAGCUGGAAAAAAUUCUCCGUGAGGAAGGAAGAGGCCGAUGGUGGGGAUGCAGAGCCCAAGGCACAGGAAGAACAUAAUGGUGAAGAAAUCGUGCGCUAUGCCCAACUGAAACAGAGCACAGAAUAUUUUGUCGAUAAGCGUGACAAAGAUGAGGAUGGUGAUGUCAAAAUGGAAGAAGAGGAAGAGGAAAUUGACGACGGUUCCAAAAAGAAAGAUCCCACGGAGGGCAUGGAGUCUGUCGACAAGGAAACUUUAGUGCGGGGGUUCAAGUAUGGAACAUCAUAUGCUCCCUGCCCUGAUGGCCAGUUCCCUCGAUUGCACACAAAGAAGGGAAUCGAAAUUCUUGGUUUCUUUCCAAAGAAAAAAUUUCAUCGCGAGCUCACUAUGGGUGAAAUACAGUAUGUUUGGGCUGAUCCCUCUUCACCCCAACAACAAGUGGCUUUGUCGUCUAUUGUGCAAGCAAUGUACGAAAAGGGUGCCAUGGCGAUUGCUCGAUGGAUGGGUGUACUGUCCCCCACGAUGUUUGAUAAAGUGGACUGUCUGCUUUGGGCGCCGAUGCCUUUCGCGGAUGACGUGCGCAAGUACACAUUUGCAUCUCUUGACCACCUCGUGAACAAGAGGGGAGAGGUAGUCACAGAACAUCCAUAUCUGCCGACCGAAGAACAACUGGAUGCUAUGGAUAAAUUUGUUGAUGCUAUGGACGUUAUGGCAGCGGGAGAGAAAAACGAUGAAGGGAACCGAGAACCAUGGUUCGACACACGAUAUUCCUAUAAUCCAGCUAUUCACCGCGUCAAACAAGCCAUGUUUCACUGUGCAGUUGUUUCCGAUUUAGACACAAAUCCUCUUCCACCACCACACCCCGAGCUCUUGAAGUACUUUGAGCCACCACGCAAGGUUGUCAAGCGGGCACAUGACGCCAUUGAAGGUGUCAAGGCUGCAUUUAAGGUCAGAGAAGUACCAAAGAAAGUCACUCGGACUCGGAAGGACGGACAUGUUCACGCGCGCGACGACGACGAGGAAAUGCUGCUCUUGGACCACAAAGCCCCAACGACUACCACUCAAUCCGAGUUGCGGGUUGUCGAAGAACCUACCCCUUCAUCGAGCAAGGAGGAGCAGAACAUGACAACAAACGAAGAUGACAGUGCAACCGAGGAAUCUGAGGAAGAGGAAAUUCUGCUUGACAAGGCCCCGCCGAAGAAAGGUAGCAACCCUCUUCCAACGCCCGCUAGGUCUAUAUCGCCUCAAGUAGAUCCUGGCAGAGAGCCUGGUCGAAUCGUUGGAACUAUCUACCCGUUGAAGGACUUCCAGAAGAACCUCGUGGCCAAGGAUUUGGUCACUAAAGCAGUAGAAGACCUUGCAUUCGUCGUUACGGAGAUCGUAAUGCGUCCCUUUUCGUCACGACGGACGGAUGAGUUGAUUGAGUGCAUGAAAGCUAUGAGGGAUACGUGUCUUAAUGAAGAUGAGAUUGAUGCAUGGAACGAGUUUCUUCUAGAGCUGAAGAAGAAAUGCAAAGCCACGCCUGGAAAUCCUGAAUUUUGGAGGGAGCUCCAAAAUAUUGGACGUUCAAUAAGUCUGAUCAGCGACGAAGAGGCCAGAGAGAAGGGAGGAGAAGCGGAUGAUGUUCCCGAAUCAAAGGCCAACAAAUUCUUCAAUUAAGCAUACCAUGACUUUUCAUACAAUCCA